Messenger RNA from Ipomoea nil (Japanese morning glory), 960 nucleotides. RefSeq lists its product as uncharacterized. The record is from RefSeq and is a predicted model, not a curated record. Lineage: Eukaryota; Viridiplantae; Streptophyta; Magnoliopsida; Solanales; Convolvulaceae. The transcript has 2 exons. Bases 162 to 923 code for a protein of 253 amino acids.
UUUUUGGGCCGGAUUGAAGCUUUACAACAGGAGUAUAAUAAUUUCUCUUUAAUGCCAUAUCAGAAGACAGCAGAAGGUCAUGUGAAGCAAUGUGAUAAGUUCUUCAUGGUGUUGUUAUUUCUCAAAGAAAAUAUGCCUUGGAUAUUUUAGAAGAACCUGGAAUGUUGGAUUGUAGACCGGUGGAUAAUCCAAUGGAUCAGAAUGUUAAACUCCUACCAAGACAGGGGGAGCCAUUGCCUGACCGAGAACGAUAUAGGAUAUUAAUUGGAAAUUUGAAUUAUCUUACAAUCACACGACGUGAUAUCUCUUUUGCAGUUAGUGUGUUGAGUCAGUUUUUUGAGAAUCCUUGUGAUUCUCAUUGGGAUGCUGCUGUUCGUGUUCUAAGGUAUAUCAAGAGAGCACCAGGACAAGGCUUAUUAUAUGAAGAUAGAGGACAUUCACAAGUUGUUGGGUAUUGUGAUGCAGAUUGGGUCGGUUGCCCAUUUGACAGACGCUCUACUUCAGGUUAUUGUGUUCUCAUUGUCCGUAAUCUCAUAUCUUGGAAAAAUAAAAAGCAGGAUGUUGUUGCUAGGUCCAGUGCUGAAGCGGAAUAUCGAGCCAUGGCCCUUGCCACGUGUGAGCUUAUGUGGCUUAAACACCUACUACAAGAGUUGCAAUGUGGCAAUGUUGCUCAAAUGACAUUGAUAUGUGACAACCAAGCAGCUCUACACAUCGCAUCAAAUCCUGUUUAUCAUGAGAGGACUAAACACAUCAAGUUUGACUGCCACUUCAUUAGAGAGAAUAUUGUGUCAGGGUGCAUCAAAACCAGCUUUGUCAAUUCUGCAAAUCAGUUAGCUAAUAUCUUGACAAAAUCCCUUAGAGCUCCUAGAGUUGGGUAUAUUUGUAACAAGCUUGGAGCAUAUGAUCUAUACUCUCCAGAUUGAGGGGAGUGUUGAAACCCUAAGCUUAUUUAUCAAAAGG